AGUGUACACAAUGCAAAUCUUAAGCCAGGAGAAAAUGGAAUAAACCAGUUUUUACAGUAAAACAAGUUGGAUACGAAAAAUCCUACAAAUUUUUUAAAAACCUUUCCCGCGUUACACAAUAAAAAUGUACAUCCAAAAAGUUCACUAUGGAAAGCUUUUACUCGUUGUUUUCGCCUCGUCCUGCUGCUUUUAUAUCCUUUUCCAUUACGCAAACCUAGGAACUAAAAUCACAGAGGAAGAAAUAAUAAUAGAAGAACACCAACCUAUCAGUUUAUCAACAGAAACAGAAAAGUUGAGAAAUGAAAAAGACACUGUUUCUUGGGCUGCUCUACAUACUUGUCCUGUUUGUUUAGGUGGGGAUCUAUGCCCUGAGUUCCAGCAAGGAUUUAUCUCUGUAGGAUUAUUCCCUCGAGGUGAAGAGAAGGGAAACCUUCAAUACUAUUCUGCAUCUUUAAAGGGAGCUGAUCCUCUAACUGUUUUGGUUCCUGGACAAUGGAGUUGGGACACCUGGGAUCAAUGGAUUUGUAAAAAUAGUUCCCAAUGGUCUGGUUGUCUGGUUUCAGAGGCAGUUAAGCUCACUACUAUUGCUAGGCGUGAAGGAGAUGCCAGGUUUCUAAAAGGACUAGGAGGAGAACAAGGGACGGUCAACUCACUAACUGCCUGCGCAAGUAAGCACUUGACCAGCGCGCUGCAUCAUACUUUUGAUCUGAAUAGGGAUCAAAAACUUUCCAUGGAGGAAAAGGUAGUGAUGUUAACUACUGUAUCAGUUUCUCCUCCGCUGGCUUUAUUAAAAUUGUCUCCUAGUUUAGGGCUGAACAGUGUUCCCAGAUAUAUUGGAGCGUGUGGAAGAGUGAUGGUUAUUGAAGGGGGUAUUUCUCCCCUUGCCGCCUUUACAGAGACAAGUUGGGCCUACAGGGCUGAACUUGCCUCACAGUUGGUUAGUAUAGUUGAGGGCCUACUGACUGGGGACUGGGUGCUGCUGGCCUGGAAUCUAGAUUGGGAAACAUUCUCAGUAUCAAGCUCAGGACAGGUUGUGUUCUCUGAUCUUGAUUCUAUAACUCCGGUACAUAAAACCAUCAUAGCCAAACCUGAAGAUGAAAUCCGUCCUGUGUGUAAUGAAAACUGUUUUCAAGAUUUUAAGAAAACAGUUCUUACCUCUACACCAAGGGGUCAGCUUAGUCAGGGUUGCAGUUCUGGUUUACUGUAUGGAGAUUUCAUGUUCUACCAGCUCUGCAGAAAUAUUUUCUCCCCUUCGGAGGUUCGAGGCGGUCUCCUGGAAGGGGGAGGGGUAGACCUGCAGGGGUUGGUUGAGGAAUGUGUAGAAGAGAAGGGGAGGGGGGAUAGAUGGAGAAUAAUAGAAGAAAUAAAGCAGAAACUUCUUCUAGUAGACACAGGGUCGGGUGGAGAAGAUGAAACUACGGAUGAUAGCUACGAUGAUAUCACAAAAACUCCUGAACCUGAGAAAGUAAGGUGGGAGGACAAUGAUGAUCAUACUUCUUCGGAGCUAGGUGAUGAUCAAGAAGAAGAAAACGAAGAAGAUAAAGAAGACGGAGGAGAAAAAGAGGAUGAAGAGGAUGGAGAAGAUGAUGAGGAUGAAGAUACUGAAAACAAGGAAGAUAAUGAAGAUUAUGAUAAGGAUGUUGAAGAAGAAGAGGAAGAUGGUAGAGAAGUUAAAUAAAUUGUCAGAUUGGAAUUAUAAUAUUAUACAGGGUUAUCCACACUGGAGGAUUCUUUAAUGACGACCUUUAACUCCUAGAAAUUAUUAAAAUGGUAUCGAAAAAAAUAUUAACAUCUUAAUCUCAUUCGUUGUGGAUAGCUUUUUAAAAAUUUUCUUAUACCUGCUUUCGUUAAAAAUUUUCUUUGGAAACUUAUAAAUAAUAUUUAUUUAUUUAUGUAUACACUAUAUAGUGUAUACACGAUAAGAAAUCUUUUACUGCUCAUGAAUAAAUUAUGUUACAUACAAAUAAAGUUAAUA
Molecule: messenger RNA, 1975 nt
Organism: Eurytemora carolleeae
Lineage: Eukaryota; Metazoa; Arthropoda; Copepoda; Calanoida; Temoridae
Product: deleted in autism protein 1 homolog
Exons: 15
Coding region: 125-1678 (517 amino acids)
Source: RefSeq, a predicted model, not a curated record